Messenger RNA from Scutellospora calospora, 417 nucleotides. The record is from the annotation of a GenBank genome assembly. NCBI's taxonomy places the organism in Eukaryota, Fungi, Glomeromycota, Glomeromycetes, Diversisporales, Gigasporaceae.
AUGGAAUAUAACAUUUGUUCUAAUGAUAGUAAUUUGAAUAAAAUUAUUAUUGACACCUUAAAAAAUUUAGACAAUACUUUUUUUGUAGAAUGUUUAGAUUCUGAAAGCGAUGAAGAACCUAAUAUUUUAUUAGAUAUUGAAUCGAUAUCUAAUAAUAACGAUGAAAUUCCUAUAAGCAUAUUAAAUGAAUUUAGCUUUGUAGAUAUACUAGAUAAUUAUAUUGAAGAUAAAAUUUAUGAUGAAUUAAAAUUAAAAGUUCAACAAUUUUUUGAAAAAAAUGAAUGUUCAUAUUAUUCUAAACUAUCAUGUUUUAGACAAAUUGGAUAUGAAAAGUUUCUUGCACGUCAAGUUGAAUUUGAAAGCCUAGAUAAAAAUAUACAUGAUAUAGUUAUAAAAGGACAACUUAUAGCUUUUUAA